This is a messenger RNA of Pelodiscus sinensis (Chinese soft-shelled turtle), 6068 nucleotides long. NCBI's taxonomy places the organism in Eukaryota, Metazoa, Chordata, Testudines, Trionychidae. The record is from RefSeq and is a predicted model, not a curated record.
AGACUGUCAAAUCAUUUUGCAAUAAUUGAAGACUGCCACAUAAUUCCUAGUAGGUGGGAGUGAAUAUGAGUCACACAUGUAGAGGCUGCUCUGAUUAGGACAGAUGCUAUCCUAGGUACACCAGGAUUACGUAUGAGAAAUUCUUUAUACCUUUCAGUCUCACCCUGAGGUACGUGUUAGUAUAUUUUAAUGCAAACCGUAUUCUGUAUGGAGUUUUAAACAUUCCCCAGGGGUGUUCUGCAGGAGGGGAGUCAGCAGGGAGGAAGAGAGAACAGAUUAAAAAGGAGGGAACAAGGCAGAACAGCAGAAACAGACAUACUGUAAGGGGGGAAAUGCAGGAAACAGUUAACAGACUCUUAAGGCUGGGAGAGAAGCAGCAUGGAGACUGUAAACCAGUGGUGGGACCACAGAGGUCCAUUAAAGUCCAUAUCUCUGCACAAAAAGGGCUGUCCAUUCUUUAUCUAUUGGAUGAGCACAGUUUAUACCAAGUGUUUCCCCCGACAGAGGAAUCUCGUGAAUUGCCACAUUUUAAACAAAAUGUAAAGUGGCAUUAUCAGUAAUAAUACCAGUAGUAGGGAAAAGAAAGUGGUAGGGGAAAGACCUACUGGAUUAUUGAAUGCACCCCUGCUUGGGCAAGUUUGUACUUUAUACUUUUUUCUCUAAUUCUCUGAGCAGUAUAAUUUUAAAUGUCCUUAGUGCAGGGCUUUAAUAACUACAUUUCCCAGCUAUCCUCACUCACUCAUCUCCCCUCGCCAGAGCCGUGUAGAGCGAUUUUUCAGGAAAGUCUAGCUGGCUAUUGAUAUAGAGCCCUCUAGUAGAGGGACUGAAUGUGGAUGAGGAGCUAUGGGAGGAGCAUAAAUUCACUUAAGCUACAGCAAACCACCCAAUGCAGUAAAAGAUCCAGCAGGCUAACGGAAGCCAGUAAAACACAAUGCAGCACUGAGGGAGCAGCAGCAGCAGCAAUGCACGGCCGGCCAUAGAGCGCACAGGACCGAGGGGGAGAGCGCGCUAAGCUGCUCAGUAUUGCACCAUGCAAACCUGUCUCUGAUCAUUUCCAAGGCGGGUGGGUGGGGGGCACUGAAGGACACAGCCAUGCAGCCAGCGGCUUACCUGCUCUCCGUGAUGCUUUGUGCCUUUGGGACCUUCUGCCUGGGUCGUGCCAGGAAGGCAGGGGCCGCCUUGUUGACGGAGAUGGAGCGAAGGGAUGAAACCCGGUUCCUGGAGAGGGAAAAUAUCGUCCCCCUCCGCCUGAUUCACCGCCCGGAAGACGGCAGCCAGACGGGGCACGGGGUGCUGACCACUCGGCUCCGGAGCCGCUCUGGUGGGAUGCAGUCCACUCAUGUUGCCCGAGCCAGCUUCCAGGUUGAUGCAUUUGGGUCAUCAUUCAUUCUAGAUGUAAUGCUAAACCAUGAUCUGUUGUCUUCAGAAUACCUCGAGAGGCAUAUCGAGCACGGAGGAAAGACAGUGGAAGUAAAAGGAGGAGAACAUUGCUAUUACCAGGGCCAAAUUCGAGGAAACCUAGAAUCAUUUGUUGCCUUGUCAACAUGCCAUGGACUUCAUGGGAUGUUCUAUGAUGGAAAUCAUACUUAUCUUAUUGAGCCAGAAGAAAACUAUACUUCACAUGAGGAUUUCCAUUUGCACUCUGUUUACAAAUCCAGGUUAUUUGAAUUUCCGUUAGAUGACCUGCCAUCUGAAUUCUGGCAAAUGAAUACCACAUCACAGAAGUUUGUUGUAAAGCCAAGACACAAAAGGAGUAAAAGGCAGGUUCAUCAGAUUUCACGUAAAGUUGAGAAGGAAACAAAAUAUAUUGAGUUAAUGAUAGUGAAUGAUCAUCUAAUGUGUAAGAAACAUAGAUUAUCAGUUGGCCACACAAACAGCUAUGCUAAAUCAGUGGUGAACAUGGCAGAUUUAAUUUAUAAAGAACAACUUAACACCAGGAUAGUAUUGGUUGCCAUGGAAACCUGGGCUACUGAUAACAAGUUCACCAUAUCUGAAAACCCAUUGGUGACCCUACGUGAGUUUAUGAAAUAUAGGAGAGAUUUUAUCAGAGAGAAAAGUGAUGCAGUUCACCUUUUUUCGGGAAGUCAAUUUCAAAGCAGUCGAAGCGGAGCAGCCUACAUUGGUGGAAUUUGUUCACUACUGAAAGGUGGAGGUGUGAAUGAAUUUGGAAAGGCAGACUUACUUUCAGUGACAUUGGCACAGUCAUUAGGCCACAAUCUUGGCAUUUUCUCAGAUAAAAGAAAACUGCUAACUGGUGAGUGUAAAUGUGAGGACACGUGGUCUGGAUGUAUAAUGGGAGACACUGGUUAUUAUCUUCCAAGCAAGUUUUCCAAGUGUGAUAUUGAGGAGUAUCAUGAAUUUUUAAACAACGGAGGUGGUGCUUGCCUCUUCAAUAAGCCAUCCAAGCUUCUAGAUCCUCCAGAAUGUGGCAAUGGUUUUGUUGAAGAUGGAGAAGAGUGUGACUGUGGUACUACUGCAGAAUGUGCCAUUGAAGGUGGAGAUUGCUGUCAUGUAUGCACCCUGACUGCAGGCUCACAGUGCAGCAAUGGGCUUUGCUGUAGGAAGUGUCAGUUUGAAUCUAAAGGAGUUGUGUGCCGAGAUGCAGUAAAUGAUUGUGAUAUUCAAGAAAACUGCACAGGAAACUCUAGCCAGUGUUCUCCCAAUAUUCACAAAAUGGAUGGGUAUUCAUGUGAUAACAAACAGGGUAUUUGUUUUGGAGGAAGAUGUAAAACCAGGGAUCGGCAGUGUAAAUACAUCUGGGGUGAAAAAGUGACAGCUGCUGACAGAUACUGCUAUGAGAAACUGAAUAUUGAAGGGACUGAGAAAGGUAACUGUGGAAGGGGCAAGGACACUUGGAUACAGUGCAACAAACAGGAUGUGCUUUGUGGAUAUCUUCUGUGUUCUAAUAUCUCUAAUGUCCCAAGACUUGGAGAACUUGAUGGUGAAAUCACUUCUUCAGUCGUACAGCUGGGGAAAUCCUACAACUGCAGUGGUGGCCAUGUCAAGCUAGAUGAAGAGACGGAUCUGGGCUAUGUUGAGGAUGGAACACCAUGUGGCCCAAACAUGAUGUGUUUUGAGCACAGAUGUCUCCCCACUGAUUCUUUCAACUUCAGCAUCUGCCCAGGCACGAUAGAUGACAACAUUUGUUCAGGGCAUGGAGUUUGCAGCAAUGAAAUCAAGUGUGUCUGUGAUUGGUUCUGGGCAGGAGAUGACUGCAGCAUUCCUUACAAAGAUGCUUCAAUUUUUGAUGAAGAAGUGAUGGGCAAAGGUGUUGUUAGUACAAAUAUAAUAAUAGGAGCUAUUGCUGGCACCAUUUUAGUGUUGGCUCUCGUUUUAGGAAUAACUGGAUGGGGUUACAAAAACUAUCGGAGACAGAGACAAAUACCACAGGGAGAUUAUGUAAAAAAGCCUGGAGAGGCCGACUCUUUUUAUAGCGACAUGCCUCCUGGAGUCAGCACAAACUCUGCAUCUAGUUCUAAGAAGAGGUCUGCUUUUCUGUCGCAUUUUCAGAUUUCUACCUGUUCCAUCACCCAUUAUUCCAUUAGUCAGAACAUUUCAUUGUUUUGCAGCAGGUCAAAUGGAUUAUCUCAUUCAUGGAGUGAAAGGAUUCCAGACACAAAGCAUAUUUCGGACAUCUGUGAAAAUGGGAGACCUAGAAGUAACUCCUGGCAAGGUAAUAUAGGAGGAAACAGAAAGAAAAUCAGAGGCAAAAGAUAUAGGCCACGGUCUAAUUCAACUGAGUAUUUAAACACCUGGUUCAAAAGAGAAUAUAAUGUAGCUAAGUGGGUAGAAGAUGUGAAUAAAAACACUGAAGGACCAUACUUUAGGACUCUGUCUCCCGCAAAAUCUCCAUCUUCCUCCACUGGAUCUAUUGCCUCCAGCAGAAAAUACCCUUACCCGAUGCCUCCACUUCCUGAUGAGGAGAAGAAAGCUAACAGACAAAGUGCCAGGCUAUGGGAAACUUCCAUUUAAUUCUACUGUUUAGCCGGGUGACAUCAGAACUGUUUACUUCAAAUUUUAUAGAAACUCAGCAUCACUGCGUCAUUGCACAUUCACCUAACUCUUCAGACAAUUUGAAAGAACAACAGAGAUGCCAGUGAUCACAGAGAGAACCAGCUCUCAGACCCAAGGGAAAAACAACAUGUUUUGCUGUUGAUUAGAAUACUAUUAAAUCUGUAAAGAAUAACCAAAAAUCACAAAAAUUAACAGACUGAAUAUGAUCAAAUUAUUCUGCAUGAUGACCGAUAUAUGUAGAAAUACAACUAAAACUCAUGUACAAGUCCCAAAUAAAAGAGGUAUUUCUUUGAUUUAAUGCAGUCCAAAAUAACAACUACAUUGAGUUCAGAAUUUUUUAUUCUGAAGUAAAUGAGCAAUGUAAACAUUAUGCUAUGUGCAUGAACCCUCUGUUCUUUACUUUCCACAAGUAAGGAGUAAACAACAUUCUGUAGUAGAAAUUAGCAUGCAGGAGUAAGAAAUGUAGGAUUUUGCUACAGGGUCUAAGUUUUGAGAGGCAUAUACUUCAGACAAACAACUAUAUUUUUUACUUUUCAUGUUUAUAAUCUCCUUAUACAAAUUGUACAUAUGUAAACAUUUUAAAAUGUGAAAACAGCUGUAACACACGUGUAUUUUGCCAAAUGCCUAAUGAAACAGUCAUGACCGACAUCAUCACACUUCAAGUGUUCUGAAUAUUAUGAGCAGACAGCUUUGGAAAUACAACAGUUAUAUAUUGUGAAUGUGUUUCUCAGCAAACUGGUGUUUGACCAAAAUCUCCACUGCUUCCCCGGUCUGGGAAUAUAUUUGUUAUAAUCAGGAAAAAAAUCAAAGUUCAGUGACACUUUGUCUUAAAUCACCACCUAAGGAGCCAGCAAAAAUAAGUUGCCUGAUGUGUGUUUGUCUCUUUGCCCCCACCGAUAUAAAUGGGGAGCAGCUCCACUGAAAUCAGAAGUGAAGUCCUGAACAAAUAGUGAACGUGCAUUUACUGGAAGGUUAGGACUAUUUUAAGGUCAUCAGUGAAGGUGGUGGAAAUGGGGUCUUUAUGGCAGAUUUGGGAUGUGUGUGUUUAAAGCACUUCAAAUACUGCAAUGCUGGCACAACAUGGCAGCUCGUGAUAGGCAUGAUGGUAUCAUUGUACUGUACAAAAACUGAGAGCUGAACUACUGGUCAAUCCCCUUUUUAUUUUCUGUUAUCCCUUGUAUCCUGAAUUGUACAGUGGGCAUGACCGCACUGCUGUUGGAUGCAAGUCUCCCAGUGCACGUAGACAGGUCUGGAGACCCAGGCUUGCUGUUUGAGCUGAAGCCCAGCGGUUUGGGUGGUCUGUCUAGUUGAAAUCUCUAGCUGAAGUCUAGCUGUUUAAUUGGAGUUUCUGCCUGAGUCUUAAUGACCACAGAGCUAUUUUGAGCAUGCAAGCUCAAGCUCAAUCUGUCUGUCUUGGCAGAGUGGCUCAUGGGUCUUGAGCUGAAUACAGGAGGAUCCUGACCAAUGAAAAUGAAGGGGCAAAAACAAAUUCAUUAUGAAGGAAAUGUGGCAAGAUGGCAUUAACCUGCCUGCUGGUCUACUGUAGACUGUGUGCUAAAGGAAGUACAGUAGAUAUAGUUACAACACCUAAAGGAUUCCAAAGGCUGUUGUAAAAUGCCUGGGCAUUCUCAAUUGUAAAUGUUCUUUAAAUAAUAAAAAUUGCAAUUAGAAGUCAGUAAAAACUCUUCUCCUGUCAAUACCUCUCCAGAAGUGGCAAAUAUCCAGCUUCUGGUAGUUCCAUUGCAGAAUAAGAGAUCUCUUCUAAUAAGCAAUAUGAGACUACGUGGCUCACAGAGGUAUAAUCAGUUAGAUGCUGUUGUGAUAGGAACAUAAUGUGUGCUUCUGAAUCUGCUACCUCUUUCACAUCAUUCCUUUUGUACCAGAACCUUCCAGUUACCGCCUUUUAAUGUAUCAGAAUUCAGUUUAUCAAAGUUCUCCGAUUUAAAAAAAAAAGUCAAAUUUAGUUUAGGGUUAAAUUAAGCCAUUUGUAAAGUGUAUAAGAUUUUAGAAGAAUUAUAUUUUAUUAAUAAGACAGUGUGCAGGUUUACAUCUAC